GCCCUCGUGAAGUGGUAGUGGUAUUAGUAGGUGUGGUCUUUAUUAAAAUGGGUGUGGCCUUGUUGGAGGAAGUGUGUCCCUGUGUAGGUGGGCUUUGAGUGCUCCUAUGAUCAAGUUCUGCUCAGUGCAAAACAAUGUCCCCUCCUGGCUGCCUGCAGAAGAGAGUCUCCUUUUGGCUGCCUUCAAUGAUGUAGGACUCUCAGCCUCUUCCCUAGAACUAUGUCUACUUGCAUCCUUAGUGUUAAGAGCACGAACUGUGGUCAGUGGCACUAAGCAUGUGAGAAUACACAUCUAAUGGAGUCUAGCUAGGGUCUCAGGCUUUGUGUAGGGCAAGGUAUCUGGAAAGCCAUUGCUCUGGCCACUUACGUCCUUUCCUCUGGCUUUCUGUUUACUUGCAAUCUGUGGUUGGAGGUGCCAUGUCUAUACCCUGACAUGCACAUUACCUGUGCAAAAGUGCAUUUCCCAGAUGAUACCAUUUCCAAAAUCAUUACACAGAAAGUGGAAGAUGGCCCCACCUACCACACCAUAGAGAUGGCAUGGUUAGAGAGUAAAGAAUAGAAUGUUGGCCAGCCUAAAUUCUAGAGUAGUAUUAUGACUCCAAAUAAUUCAUUUGGUUACAAACCUCCAGUAAUGAUGGAGAAUAAAAACCAGAAUCUAGAGCGAUCGAGCUAUGAAGUUAGGAGUACUGGGCACAUGCAAAAAGAAACGAUAGACAGCCAAACAGUGGGACCCAACCUUGGUAGGAUAAGUUCUGGGAAGGGCAAAGCCAUGGUUCCAGGAGGGUGAGAAGAGGCAAGAUCCUGAGGGGAGGACUUCCACAACUCAGAAACCAACUAUGAACUCCCAAAGACCUGGAGUCCAAGUUGCACACCCAGCCGUAAGUACUUAUCUGAUGAUGGAAGAAAUUAAAAGGCUUCUAGUUGCCCCAAAGAGAACUAAGUUGCCUUACAGCUUCCAAGCUAGCUUGACAGGACCGAGUGAACGCCAGACUAGCUGGGAUGACCUAUCUCAUGUUUACUACCAGAUGGCUAAACAUCGGAUGCUUCAAAGCGCUGUUGGAAAGAGAAAAAAUCUUAACUCUAGCUUUGAUACGUUGGCCGUAGCCAACCAUCCGUUUCGGAGGGGCCAUAGUGAGUGCUCAUACUCAAGGGACAUGGUGGCUGAGGACCGUAGACGUUCCUUCCCAUUGGCCCCACAUGCAACUAGCAUAGCUAAGUACUGUCAGUCACAGAUGUUAAUGGAGUUCAACAAGGCAGAAGUGGAGGCAACUCGGAAACUGUGUAAAAAUAUGAAAGAGACUCAGGUAGCCCUGGAGCAGCUGGAGGACACUAGGCAGCCUCAGGAGCCAAAGGUACUGGUGCAGGCUGAAAAAUCCUUCCUAGGAUGCCUAAUGAGAAAACAUAACCAACAUAAGAAGAAUCAACAGAAGCUGAGGAGAGGCCACGUCCAAGAAUGUGGCGAGAUAGGAAGAAGAAUGCAAAUGGUAGGCCUUCAGUACCAACACAAUAAGAACCAGAUUGAUGCUGAGGAUUCACCGCAGACGCUGAUUGGUCAAAUGGUGUCAAGUGAACAGGAAGUUAUGCCGAGGGUGCUGAUGGGAGAGACAAAACCAAAAUCAGCCCUGGGGAAGAUCCAGUCCUGGGAGUUGUCAUCAGGAAAGGGGAGUGAGUCUAAGAUCAGCCCUGCCAUCAACAGAGAGAACCAGAAGUUAUGGAAGGAAUUAGAACACCUUGCUCAAGAUUAUUACAGAGUGGAAAACACAAGGAAACAGAUGCUGAAACAAAAAGAAGAGCUGAGGAACCAACGCUGGGACUCAGUGAUCCACGGGACAUCAAUAAGGCUGGCGUGGCGGGAUCAUAAGCAACGAUGCCCCAGUGACCCUGAAAUGCUCAAGAGCUCCGUAAGCAGUCCCCUGCACCCUACGAUGAGAAUAAAUCUGAAUUAACCCCCACAAUAUUAGAUGCAGCAAGAGUAACAGAGGAAAUCCACUUAGACCUGAGGGAGCAAAACACCGUACAGCUGCCUUGUGGGAACUGUGCAGCAACCGACACUGGGCUGGAAAACCUUGACUCUAGAAGUGGGAGCUCAUUUCAUUGAAGACAGACCUGAAAACGAUUCAGCUCUGUUUGUGUCCACCUCAAGGGAUUAGAGCAGUGGCUCUCUGAGGUUGCUUGCCUGUGAAAAAGUGAGGAAUUGCUCGGGCAGAGAAGACCUGAUGUUCAGCACGAGGUGAGGCAGACACAACUGUUUCAAGAAAACACCUGGGCAUGGCACUCAAGGUCUCAGGACACCUGAGAGUGUUUACGUGGCCUGCUGAGGUCACGCUCUGGUCCGGCUCAGAAGGAAUUGGAUACCCAGUGGACUCUGGAACCGUCUCAGAUAUAACCAGUCUCGCUUUUGUGCCGCUGGCCCUGAACUGUGCAAAGGGUGUCUGAGUCACCAGGAAGAAGCCAGGGCUUUGGUGGGCUUCCCUAGGCUGGAGGGACAGCCGGAAGCAGGAGACCUUGGGUCCUGUGGGUGUUGAAAUGCUCAUCAGUGAGGGGUAAUGAUGCUACAGGGCAAAUGACACAGCUGGUGGCACAAACAUAAAGGACACAUGCUGGCUCACUCCCUGAUUCAGCAGUGACUCAGUAUCUGUGAGCAGGAUGCACAGCCCUGGACUGUAAUUUGGAAAAGGGCAGUGAGAUAAAUUUCCAGAAAGUCUCUGUGUUCUCCUCUGCCAUCAACAACAAAAAGAGCAAUCACCAGCAAUAACAAUUACACAGAGGCCAAACUUUCAUAUUAAUUAAAAGCUGUGUAAUGUACAUCUUGGCCAAUUUUUCAAUCACCGGGAGCUAGAAUUGGCCCCAGUGAGAGACGGCUUCAAGCCAAAGACAGUGAGGAACCUGACUUGAAGAUCAAAGUUCCCACUCUGGUUCCGCCAUGCUAUGGGAGGUCACGUUACCUUUUUAAUACACCUUGAGAAAGCUAGUUCUACCCCCAAAGCAGGACGACAUGCUGGUUAUCAUGCGACAGGCCACAUCCAGUGUUUAAUAAAGGACAAUAGCAACAGGAGUAAGAGUAACAAAAUGUUCAUGCUGUAUAUUUCUUUCUACUAUGAUUGUUGAAAUCAAGGGGUUAGAUGUAAGCCUCCUUCCUGUUCUGGAAAGUAACUGCUUCUGUGAGGAAUGCCCAGGAAGGAAGAAGAGACGCUUCAGGGAUGUUACAACAAAUCCGUGGCAUUUUGAUGCUAACACCCUUGAGACAAUGAGAGACAAAGGCAGAACAAAUGCUUGGAGGACCACUGCCUGUUCCAGCAAAGGAGAGGAAUCUGUGGAGAAAGUCUGAGAGGGCUCCUACAGAAGGAAGUGAGGAUGGCAGCCAGGGUCAUCCACUAUUUAUUUCUGUGUCACAACUGAACUGCCUUUGACCUCAAUGUCUUCUCCAAGUGGUAUCCUUCGGGUUUCCAUCACAGUCUUAAAGGUCCUUGAUAAGUGCGGCUCCUUUAUCGUAAGACCUCCACAUACCCAUCUAAAUGGCAGCUCUGGAGUCCAGAGUCUUAUCUAGGUAGGAGAAAAAUGUUAUAACUCUUUUAUCCCUUCCUUUUCUCAUCCCUUCCUUUAGUCUCUCCUUCCUUUCUUAUUAUUUCUAAAUGAUCAUCUCAGACAAUCCAGGAGGGAAGUGUAAACGCUUUGCAAAAAAAAAAAAAAAAAAAAAAAGAGGAGGGGGGAGAAGGCUGGGGAGAUGAAUCAGUUGGUGACUUGCUUUACCAGCACGAGAACUUGAAUCUACUCCCCAGCACCUAUGUUAAAACCCAGGUAUAGAAGCCCUAAGUGAUUGUUUAUGUUUGGUCCAGGGAAUGGCACUGUUAAGAGGUGUGGCCUUGCUGGAGUAGGUGUGUCACCGUGGGCGUGGGCCUAAGACCCUCACUCUAACUGCCUGGAAACCAGUCUUCUAGGUUCCUCCUGCACCAUGCCUGCCUGAGCACUGCCGUGCUCCCACCUUGCUGAUAAUGGACUGAACCUCUGAACCUGCAAGCCAGCCCUUUGUAAGAGUUGUCCUUUAUAAGAGUUGCCUUGGUUACGGUGUCUGUUCCCAGUAGUAAAACUCUAACUAAGACACCAUAUCUUUGCAAUGUUAGCCCUGGAGAUUCAGAGACUGGAAAACCUUUGCGACUUGCGUCAACAAGUAUAGUUGAUUUGUUGAGUUCUAGGUUCAGUGAGAGAAUACAUCAAAAAACAAAUUAGAGAGUGCGUGGUGACUAGUUCUGUCAAAUUCACACAAUCUAGGGAGACUCAAUGGGGAAUUAUCUGGAUUAGGUUGGCAUGUCUUUAGAAAUUAUUUGACUAUCUUAAUUGAAGUAGGAAGACCUCCUCACUGUGGGCAUUAUCAUCCUCUAGGCAGAGGAUCCUGAACUGUAUGGGAGUGAAAAGCAAACUACCCCUGACUGUGAGUGUGGCUAGCUGCUUCACGUUCUUGGUGUCUUGGCUUGCCUGCUAUAAUGGAUCUGAAUCUGGAAUUGUGAGCUAAAAUAAACUCUUUUUCUCCUGAGUUGUUUUUGCCAGGGUAUCCCAGCAACGGAAACAAAAUGACAGGGAUCAUGGUGACUAUAGAAGGCACCUAAGGUAAUUGCCCUCCAUUGCACAUGCAUUCACCUGCAUGCUCACACACAAUUUAAAAAAAAAUAGCAAAAGAGGAGGGUAGCUCUUGCCGCACCAGUUUUCUAAUAUCCAACACCCACUUGGAAGCCUAAAAGUGUGACUCCAAUUCCAGCGGAUCUGACUCCCUCUUCUGACUUCCACAGGUAUUAGGUAUGAAUGCACAUGAUAUACGUACACACGUGCAGGCUAAACAUUCAUACAUAUGAAAUAAAAAUAAAUGAACCUUGAAAAGCAAACCACCUGGCAUGCACUUGGUGGGGACAGAAUGACAAAGUUUCUGCCUCUGGGACACAGCCAGCAGGUAUGGACCUCCAUGAGUGUCCAUGCCUACUGUGGGUGUAAGGCUUGUUUGUAUAAUAAUGUACAUAUUUUAUGUUCCUCCUUCAAGGACAUUCUCCCUGUUAACAUUAAUGACUCCAUGGUGAUCAGAGACAGCACAAGUCCAGGAGGCGAAGGUGUGGCUAAAGUCUCAGCAAAAUGGCAAAUCUAACCUUUAGCACAGCCCUUAAGGCUGUGGAAAAGAACUGUAAAAACAUGGGUUCAAAAAUACAUACUUUCUCAACUAUGCAAAAUAUAAGAAUGGGAUAGGAAUUACGAGGAGCUUCAUGAGUCUAUAGGAAUAAAAGCAGCUGCUCUGUGAGCCUACUUGUCAGAAAGAUACCAAGGAAGAGAUUUAGGGAGUGAUUGCAGGAGAUCCCACCUAGCUAAAUUUUUGUGUUUAUGCUUACAAAGGCAGACAGAUUCCUGAGUUCUGGGUUGGUUUGGGACAGAGCAAGGCUAGGUCUGGGUGUGGUAGAAAUGGUGAUCUUGGGAUGAGGUUCCAUCCAGCUAGCUUAGUGUCUGUGCUUAACAGUGGCAGGCGGAUCUCUGAAUUCUUUUGCAAUGUUAUGUGCUUGCUGUCUCCUAAGAAUUAAAGGCUUGGGGUCAGUGGAUGCUGAUUCAUGGGAUAAUCAAAAGGAAACUUGGAGUAAAUGACUAGAUUGAUAUGUAAAAUAAGAGAUUGCCAGAGAUGCUCAACUCUUGCUAUCCAGAGAAAUUUUUUAGAAUAGCAAGAAAGAACUGCUUGGAGAACAGCCUCGAACAAAACAGGAGAGCUGUCUGGAGAUCUCCAGAGAGAACAGAACUUAGACAAAGCAAUCCAGAAAGCUGUCUCCAGCAGAGCAUAGGCCAACAGCAUGGACCCACGAUUUGACUUCAAGUCGUUUGUUUUCACUGUUCCCAGACACCCCUUCUUCAGAAUCCCUCUCCAAAAAGAGGCUGGUCCUUGGCAGUUAACAAUUUGGCUUCAUGGAUAAGUUUGGGGUAGAUUAGUAUACAGAGGACAGAAAGGCAUAAGAUGGAGAUAGAUAGAUAGAUAGAUAGAUAGAUAGAUAGAUAGAUAGAUAGAUACAUACAUACAUACAUACAUACAUAUAUACAUACAUAGCUAGAUGGAUGGAUGGAUGGAUGGAUAAUGAUAGAUAGAUUGAUAGACAGGUGAUGGAUUGACAUAUGGCAAUAUUUAGAAACUUAGUAGUAUUUGUGUUGUGUGUAUACAUGUGUCCACUUGCCUGUAGGCAUGUAUUUUUUCAAUUCUGCAACUGAAUUGUAUUUUAUUAAGCCAUUGUGAAGAAGAAUAUUAUCCAGAGACUAAAAUAAAACCAAUGAUUCCGACUAGUACUCACCAGACUACAACCAGCAAGUCAGACCAAGGCUAUUGCUCUUGUAGUAAAUAGAGGUGGAUUUACCUGUUGUUGAGGCUGACUCACACGGCAGAAUAGCUGAGUAGCCAUGGAGACCAUAAAGCCUAGAUCUGACUGAAAAGUAGUGGUAACCUCAAAUUGAGUUGCUAUUUUUAGAACCAUCCAGCACAGCUGAGCAGUUGCUGGCCAAUAAUUUACCAAAUCUCUAAGUGGCCAAAGGAUUUUAGAAUACAGUUUUUCCAGCUCUGAUUGGGAAACUCAUUGAUCAAUUAAGCUGCUGUAGCUUGACUCUCACCCAACCCUUCAUGAAUAAGAAGUGGUGGAGAAAGAGGGAGAGAGACGACCGGUGAGGAUUGUGCAGAGGCUCCCUGGACCAAGCUUUCUUCUCAAACUGCCUGGUAGAAAUUUUUUGGGUAAUAGGAUUGUUAUCACUUUAAAUAAUUCAAACAGAUUUUGUAGCUGCUGGCUCCAAGCCAAGUAUGAGCAUUUAUAAUUAACAGCAGUGUACUUAAAAGACAGUUAGAAAUAUGCUAAUGCUCUCAGCAUGUUAAAGCAAAGUGGCAGACCCAAUGUGACACCCUCUCUUCUUGACACAUAACAUUGUCCAAACAGAGAAACAACCCGUGAGCAUUUGAAAACAAUACUAUCGAUCAGGUGGAAGGCUGGUUUUGUUUUGUUUUGUUUUGUACACCGCAGUGCAUUCUUUUCCUUGAGUUACAACCUAGGUUAACAAAAUGACUUGGCUCCAUUUUAAUACGACGCACAUUGCCUGCUUGCAUUUUCAAAGUGUGUUUUCACAGACAUACACUAAUUUAACAAUAGUUUUGGGUGUCUUGUUAUUUUGGAUUACUCCCAUUUGGCUUAUUUAUUGGAAGAUCAUGUGUACGGACUGUAGCUGCAUGUCCGCACCCCACAUCCACCAUGCAGAGCACUGUGGACUUUGGGGUGCAUUCAGUAUACACAUAUGCCUGAAGCUGCUGCGUGUUUCAUCCUGUUCAGGUUACCCAUGCUUGAAAUGUAAGAACCGCCUGCUUUAACUGACCUUGCAGUUAAUAGUGGAAGCUACCUUGCCGCAGUGUGGAGUAAGAUUUGCUUAUAAAUAACUGUCUCUUGGGUAGAGGGGAGGAACGAAGCUGAAGGACCUUAGUUCUACUGAAGUAUAGAGCUAUUAAGAGGCUUGGCCUGGGAGAAAAAAGGUAGGUUAUGGAGUUCCUGUGAAGGACUCUGAGGGCUUUCACCAGCUUUAUACUCACCACCUCAGGUCAAGAUUAGGCCAAAUACCAGCUUCCCACCUCGGGUGAAGGCUAGACCAACUUCCAUUCUCCACCCACCCACAGUUCUCAGGAGGAGCAGGUACAUUCUUGAAAAUCUGCAGAAUGUACUGGCUGAUAGUCACCUGACCCUCUGGUCCCAGAUUGAGCUCGAAAGCAUGCCAUAUGCUUGCUAGCCAAUAGAUUCAAAGGUCAAUAUGCUUAGCCAAUAAGUUUAAACUGUAAUCUUGCUGAUGUAACCUGUAUCCCUAAAAAGUAUAAAAACUGCUUGUUAUAGCCAUCCAGGGUCUCCUUCUAGUCACUUGCCACGAGGGGCUGACUGAAAGUUGACCCUGACAUGCUGGAAAAUAAAACUACUGCAUUUGCAUCGAACUCCAUUCUCAUGUCUCACUUGGGGGGGUCUCCCCGUAGUUAAGACUCACUUUGAGCCUUACACAGUCACCUCCCAAGGUCCAUGGAAGACUGGUACCAAGACCCUAUGCAUAUUAAAAGCCAUACAUGUUUAAAUCCCUUAAGAAAGACAAAGCCUACACAUACCCUUUUAUAUACUUCAUCUCCAGGUUGCUUAUAAUAUAGAGCAAAGGCACAGCCAGUAGUUAUGAAGUAUUGAUCAACAAACCAUAACAAGAAAAUUGAUUGUGUUUGUCAGAGACUCAGCCUACCCCUCCUCCAUUGUUGGCUGAAUCUACAGAUACAGAUGCUGUGAGCAUGGGCGGGGUGUGGAACAGCUACAUUUACAAUUCUAAUCUUAGCAUCAGGGAGACCAUGAUGAGUCAUAUUCUACUCAACAGGGUGUCAUGUGCUAAAAUUUCUGGGCCCUCCUCUUUGGGUUGCCACAAAACUCAUACUUCACUUUCCAGUCUGGGUUUGCUAAGUGGGGUUGCCAAACAUGCAUGGCCUUUUGCUGAGAGCUGUUUAUGAAAACAUUUUUUCAUCCUGCAUCAGUGUUACCCCCACUUAGCAUGUUCAGAUAAAUGUUUCUUAAGUAUCUCAAAGUAAGGACCUAAUAUCUGCUUCAGUGUAGCUAUGAUAUCUCUAAGAAAUGAGCUAAUGUCAAGCAUUAAAUAUGCCCAUCACUUUACACCCUUGUAGGAUGGGUUUUGUCCCACGUCUUUGGUAGAAUCCUCAUGACAAGACUUGGAGAUUGGUUCUGGAUUCUCUUCAUUUUACCAGCUCAGAGAGGUCAGGCCAUCAUACCAUGACAGUCUCCCUACCCAUCCCUAGUACUUUCUGAGAUCAUAUUUUCAUCAGGUAAUGAUGUGUUGGUUGUCCGAAUGAUGAAGGCAAGGCUGGACUAGAAGUCAGAACCUUGGGCCUCAGCUUUUACACUAACCUGCCUGUUGACUGUGACAGGUAUCAAACUCCUCUGGGAUCUGGCUGCCUUACAGGUGAAGCUAAAUCAGCUUUAAGAUUCUCCCACAAUAAAUGAUGCUGUUGAGCAAAUGUAGCCAGUUCACAGUUGUCCUAGCUAAAGGGUGGGGAUGUGCACAGCUUUGCUUAGAGUAUAAAGCUCUACAACAACCCCAGAGGGCACUGUAGUACUCCCAUCUUCAGAUAGUUCAAUCGUAAAUCUCUCUAUUUGCACAGGGAGCUAAAAACUAAUGGUAUACACAGACCCUUACAGAGAAAUCAAAUUUUUGAGACCAGCAUGUCAAAGAGUGGUUAUCCCACCUUGCCUUAGUUAGAUGCUGGUCUCAGAUGCUGGUCUCAGAUGUCCUUGAAUGCAUAGAAAUUUGCCUGCCUCUGUCUCCUGAAUGCUGUGAUUUAAGGUAUAUGCCACCACACUCAGCAAGAUUCUGCAAUUUUGAUACAUUCAUUGCCUUUGCGACAUUGAUUUGUGAUUUGUACUCUGAGUAUUUGUCAUCAUUCCAUGACCAAAUUUUUAGGAUUGUUUCCCUCAGAUCUUGACAGAGCCUAUGGUAUAUAGUAGGAGAAAGAAAAACAAUUUCUGACAUUUUAAAGAAGCUUCUAUGCUAUUUGAAUUUUCCUAUGAACAAUCUUUCUUCCCCCUGAAACACAUCCAAGUUUGGGCUGAUGAAGUGACUCAGGAUGGGCUGCUCACAGAUGAACCAUAGGAUUGGAAGGUUGGGUCUUUGAGUCACAUGGUGUCUUAGUUAGGGUCUUAUUGCUGUGAAAGAACACCUAGGCAAUUCUUAUAAAGGACAACAUUUAAUUGGGACUGGCUUACAGUUCCAGAGAUUCAGUCCAUUAACAUCAUGGCGGGAAGCAAGUCAGUGUGUAGGCAGACAUGGUGCUGGAGGAGCCAAGAGUUCUAAAUCUCAAUCUAAAAGUGGCCACAUGGACACUGUCUUCUGUAGGCAGCUAGGAGAAGGGUGUGGAUCACACUGACCAAACUUGAGCAUAUAUAUAAGACCUCAAAGUCCUGCCUCCACAGUGACACACUUCCUCUAACAAGGCUACACCUCCUCAUAAGGCCACACCUCCUAAUAGUACCACUUUCCAUGGGCCAGACAUAUUCAAAUGAUCACACAUGGUUAGCAGCCUGAUAAUCUCUAGGGAUGAAGGGAAGCUAGAAGGUGAGUUUAACCACAUGGCCUCAAGCUAAUCAUACUAUAUAAUGAAACCCAACAUAAACUCUGGACUUCAAAGCUUGUUGAUCUUCCUAGAUGAUAAGCACUAAAGUGUACAGGGAAGAUAAUAUAUCCUGAUUUGUGGAGGAGGCAUGAGUCCUUGCAUGUGGAACACUUUCAUAUAACUUAAAUUGUCCUCUUCAUUUUUCUUGGCAUUUGGCUAGCUCUGAUUUCACAGCCUUUAGAAUAAAACUAUAGCAGUUUCCUGAGUUUUGUGAGUAUAUAGCAUAUUAUUAAGAUCUACAGGUAUUAUUAAGUCUUCAGGGAACUACUGAAUUUAUAGCCAGUGAGUCAGAAAUUGGAACCACUUAGUGAGAGAAGUCUUGUUGGAAGUCACUGACCUUGGGAAGCCUGUGUGGACUCUGGGCAUUUAGCUUCAGAGUCAUAAUGCAACACUUCAGCCUGUCUGCCACAUCAGGGUUCUGAAUGGGGACAUGUCAGGCACUCCCACUGUUUCUUCUAGAACAUUCUUCUUCAGAGACCUUCAUGACUAGAUCCAUUACCCUCUCAAGGGAACUCAAAUAACUGUCUAAAGUACCCCCAUCCUUCCUAUAUUCCUUUUCUCUGUCCCUACUUUUUCCUUCUCUGGGGCACUUGAUUUGUGAUUCAACAUGUUAUUUGCUUAGGAUUUUUCCCAGUAAGCGAAUCUCUGAUUAGAUGUUUGCUUUCUGUGGGUAAGACUCUUCCUGUAGGCACUGUAAUCUGCCCAGUCUUCAUCACACUGGCCUGAUGCCCACAUGCAUUCACUUAAUGUUAGGUAAAUCAGGAUGUUACAUAGUUAUAUGCACAGAGAUAUCCAUGAUCCUUAGUCUCAUAUUUGGGAGCCUCAAUGCAUGCGAUUAACAUUUUAUAUGUCACUUGAAAAAAUAUGAAAGUGCUUAUUUUUCCAUACUUUUCUUUUUCAAAAUUUAUUUAUUCUUUUAUUUUUUCUUCUUAAUAAACAAAUCUCCCUUUGAUUGCAUUCUCAGAAUAAUUCUAUUGACAGGUGGUCAAGUGUUAAACAAAUAAACAUACAUUUGACUCAGCUGGAAGUUUUCUCCACAGAAGAUCGAUUCAGAAGCUGUCAGUGAGAUCGUCUAGCUAUCCUUUCAAGGCCAUCUUCACAGAAUCUGGUGAAGAAUAUUUUUAUAUUGUGUAUGUGUGUGCCUACAUGUGUGUGUGUGCCCCAUUUGAGUGUAAUGCCCACAGAGGACGUCAGAUCCCCUGGGACUAAAGUUACAGGUAGUUAUGAACCACUGGUGGUUGCUAGGAACUGAACCCAUACCCUCUGCAGGAGCAGCCAGUGGUCUUAGCUGAGUCGUCUCUUCAUCCCCCACAUGCAGUUCCUCACGAGGACUUAGGCGAACUCAGAAGACUGUUCUUUGUAUCUUUUUAUGUCUCCAAGAAAAGACAGGCUUGCAAUUUCACCAUUACUCUGCUCUGCCUGCGAAAACACGUGCUUGUCACCCACACAUGUUUUAUCUAAAAGAUAAGCCACUUGUUUCAAGAUUUGUUGAGAGAGAAAAUCUGGCCCGAGGCAGUGAAUAGUCACAGAAAAUUGGUAUUUAUUAUGUGUGAUUCGGACACUUAAAACAAUGAAAGCAUACCACGCUUACACAGGCCAAACCAUUACCUAGUUUUGAAAGUAAAUUUUAAAAACCAUUUCUACAAUCAAGGUGCUGUUCACGUUGAUUUUUACUUUCCUGUAAGUUUAGAUAUUUCACUUCAAAAACAUCAUUUUUAAGUCCCCAAGUUGCUCAAUUGAUAGUGGGCUCUUAAAGUGUGCUUGAACCGAACUGACAUUUCAAAGAAACCAAGAAUAAGAAUAUAUAUAUAUACAUAUAUACAUAUAUAUAUAUGUAUAUAUGUAUACACACACACACACACACACACACACACACACACACACACACACACCCUUAGACGGAUACUGUGAAGAACGUCUUGAGAGACCUCAACCCUGUAUUCAGGAGUGUAGGGGGUCAGGUCAAGGUACAAUAAGGCUUUGGUUUUUCUUCCUCUACAGAUACUCAAAAAAGCAAUUGCAUACAAUGUACAGUUGGCAAAGAUUCUUUCCCACCCUGUGAGCUUCUUCUUUACCUGCCUGAUUGCUCCUCUGCCGCACGGGAACUGUUUAAUUGUCUGAGCUCCCGCUUGUCAAUUAUUGAGAUGAAUUCCUGAGCAAAUGGGGUCUUAUUCUCAUUCUCUGUGUUGUGCGGGGCACUACCUAUUUUUCCUUUCUCUGCUUCGGUUUCAGACUUCACACUGGGAGGUCUUGGUCUAUAGCAAUUGGUUUCUUUUUAAUAAGGUUUAUUUAGUUUUAUUUUUUUCACGUAUGAGCGUUUGCCUGCAUGCAUGUAUGUGCACCAGCCUGUGGAAGCCCAAAGAGGACAUUGGAUGCCCCGAAGCUGGAGAUUGACAUGGCUGUGAACUACCAUGUGGGGUCUGGGAGCUGAAGCAACUGUUGCUCUUGGGCUCCGAGCCAUCUCUCCAACUGCAAACUGGAGUUGAUUUUUAAAUUCCCAGGCGUAAUCUGAAUGCCCAAGAACCUUGAAUGAACAGAAAGAAGACAAAAUGCCCUCUGGUAAAAUACAGUGGAAACAUUGGAUGGAAGUUCAAAUCUGCAAUGAAGCAAGUGGACUUGGUAUAGAUCACAUCAGACAACCCCAGAGAACACAGCUCCCCUCAUAGACCUCAAUUAUUUGCCUACAGAUAAGAGGAGAUAUAAUCUGUCUUCCCUGCAUCACUGUAAGUUUGGUGCCCCAGAAAUGUGUAUAAAGCUCCCACAGUGGGCUGCACGCUGUGUGGAAUAUCCUUUCCAGAAGGUAAACAGUCUGGAGUAUCAUUUCUGACUGUGGAAAGAUGGCCUUCAGAGAAGGAACUAUGGGAACUUUGCCCAAAGCUGGAAAAUCCCAGCUUCAUGGAGGCAGGCAUGGUGGUAGCUGUCUCUACUCCAGUACUCAGGAGGCAGAGGCAGGGUGGAUCUCUGUGAGCUUGAGGCCAGCCUGAUCUAUAUAGUAACACCUUAUCUCAAAAAAUAAAACAAGCUCACCCUUGGGGAAGUGUUGAACUACAAUCCUCAGACAUCUGAAGGAAUGACAAAGAAACAAGCUUCUAUAUCCAUCAGUCUAAAUAGCGCAUCUCGGGCCCUCAUUCCAUUCAUUGUACUCUAUAGGCGAGGUGGGAUAUGGAGAUUAAAGAUGCCUCUGUCUAACAUGCAGGUGCUUAUAAUUAAGUGAAAUAAAAUGCAAACUAUGAU
Messenger RNA from Rattus norvegicus (Norway rat), 13422 nucleotides. The record is from RefSeq and is a predicted model, not a curated record. Lineage: Eukaryota; Metazoa; Chordata; Mammalia; Rodentia; Muridae.